This is a messenger RNA of Porites lobata, 13619 nucleotides long. Lineage: Eukaryota; Metazoa; Cnidaria; Anthozoa; Scleractinia; Poritidae. The record is from the annotation of a GenBank genome assembly.
AUGGCGCCUUUACCUGGAGAAGAAGGAGCUGCGAAAGAACAUGCUGCCGCUGUUACAAGAGACUAUAUUUCACAGCCAAGAAUCAGUGAGUUAUUCAAAACUGUCAUACGAACUGAAUUUUGUUGUUUGAUUGCCUAUUGUCUCGUUACUUGCUUACAAAUUCAUCCAGGAUUUACGCUCAUCUCGACCAACUUCUUGCGCGCCUGCCGGUUUAUGUAUUGAUUUUCUUUUUUUGCGGUUUGUUUUUUCAGCGUAUAAAACAGUUUCUGGUGUAAAUGGCCCUCUGGUGAUUCUAGAUGAUGUAAAGGUAUGAUUUUAGUUUGAAAAGAAUUUUUCUUGAAGGCUCAUAAAUUAAACACAAUGUAUUAAAAAAACAUCUGAGCCGAAGCUAACAUUAGGUUAAUUUUGACAAACCUGCCCGGUCGGAUUGGCAGGGUUAGCUGCCGAUUUACAAAAAUCUUUAGAAAACUAGCGAUUUAGCAUUAAAGUGAUCCAGUUAUAAAAUUUACAAGAUUUCUCUAAGUUCAUCACAGUUUAUUUCGUUUGAACUUCAGUUGAUCAUGUGAUUACUUGCAUAAGCUUUUAUAUGGUCUUCGUACUCUGUUAAGCUUACAUGGCGUAAAAAAUGAUUGAAACAUAGUCAUUAAGUGCUUUCACCAAUAUCUCCAAAGUAGAUGUAGUUGUGGCUGAAAUCUGCCCUUGUCUGUGUGUAUGAUAAGGAAUAUAAAACAUGAAAGUUGUUGUUUUGCUUGUUUUAGUUCCCAAAGUUUGCUGAGAUUGUGACAUUAACAUUGCAAGAUGGUUCACAGAGAAGUGGACAAGUGUUAGAAGUUAGUGGGACUAAAGCUGUUGUGCAGGUAUGGCUCUCAACUCAGGGCCCACUGAGGUGGAGGGGCCAGGGGGGCCAAUUUUUGGCAAAAUAAUAAUAAAGAAAUAACAAUUUCCCGAAGUUCUUCACCAAGGGCCUCUUCACAUGAGCCCGGUUGACCAGGCUGGCCCAGCUACCUGGACGAAUGUUGCCUUGGGUUGCAGUCUGGUUUCUGAGGGGAGAAAAAGCCAAAGAUGCUGCCCAGGGACGAGUUCUGGCGCUAGAUUCCAGAAAAAUUUCCAACCUGCUUACAGAGAUCCCACCCGCUCAUAUGAACAGAUGCAAAGGAUUUAGAAGUAAGGCAAGAUCUCGGAGAUCAAACAGUCCAUUCAACCGGGCUCAUGUGAAGAGGUCCUAAAUACGUUUUUUGAUACUAGACUAAGACUCUAGUUUUUCCUCAAUAAGGAUGUACAUAAUGAUUAACUUAUCUGUAUCAAGCAGCCAUUAAUUUCAUCUUGCGGGUGUGUGAGUAAAAAGGUUCAUGAUGACAAGGUAGAUAUUUUAAAAGAAGGUCAGGUUUAGCACUGUACAUUCUUGCUAACAACCUGCACAUAGAGGCACUUGAAUUUAUUGAUCUAAACUGAUAAACAAAGAAUCGGCAUGCUGUUAUUAGAAUGCUGAAAGAGAGGGACAGAAAAUUCACACUGUUUCUCAAAAAUUGAAAAACACGCUGCAUUCAGCUAUUCGUUGAUAGUAUUCAAUUCAUUUUUUGCUACACAAAAUCUGUUGAUUAUAGCAUUCUUAUAACAACUAUUGUAGAUCCAUUUGAACAGGCUAAGAAAAGCUUUUGUAUCACUCCCCCUCUCGCCUUCCCUACGCACUUGAAUACAGUGGUCCCUGCACUUGAAAAACUGCUGUGCAGGCCCUGCCACUCUGUCGUUUGGGCCUGACGCCAGAUGUUAACAUCAAACUCUAAAGAAGAAAAGAAAGAGCCCCAGCUAGCAAAUCAGUCCAUUUUGUGUUGUUUAUUGUUAGUUUUAUCAUUAGUAUGUGUAAACUAUGAAAACCUUACUUGUGAAUGAAAAUACAGCAGUUUUCUGAGCCAGGUUGUUACUGGCCCUUUUGAGAAACAGAACUCUGAGGUGAUGAUGUCACAAAAUUGAAUUUUUGAAAUUAUUGCUCACAUUGUUUUAAGUUGGAUAUUCAGAAGGGUCUUUUUGCCAAAAACAGAAUUUUCUUGCAGAUGUAUUUUUAUUACGAUAUGACGACCUGCUCUGAUGACUCCAUAUUGUCAAGCCCUUCUUUAUUUGACUUGGGUAAAAAAUUAAUGACUCAAGUCAAGUUUAGAAGAAUUUGUAUGCAGUCAUCAGAGCAUAACAGCGCUAAUAAAAUCAAUUACCACCAAUAAGCACAGGCAUGCUAAUUUCUGGCAUUUUUUUGUCUUACUGUUUUUUUUGGCGAUUUUAACAAAUCCCAUAAGUUAAAAAAUUUGAAAAUGAUAUCACACCUCAGGACUUUACUUCAGUUACAGUUAAUACUAGCUUGUCUGAUAAAAGUUAAUUAACUCUUCUUGUAAAAAGGUUUUCGAAGGAACCUCCGGUAUUGAUGCCAAACACACUACCUGUGAAUUUACUGGUGAUAUUUUGAGGACUCCUGUGUCAUCAGAUAUGUUGGGUAAGGAUCUAUAAAGUUUGUGCUUUGCUCUUAAUUUGAUAUCUCCUAGAUGCUAUUAAAUUGCUUGGUGGUUUUUAGUGAUGUUUUAACCCUUUAAGUCCCAAUGGUGACCAACAUCAAUUUUUUCUCAACAAUAUUCAUACCUUGUCAAGAGAUUAGGUUAUGAGAAUCUAUGAGAUGAUCACUAAGGAGAAAAUGCUUUGAUCUGCCAUCAAAUUCUCUCAACUGAUUCUUAAAGGAAAUGUAUGGAGAUCAGUUUGGAGAAUUUGUAUGUGGAUAUUGGGGCUUAAAGGGUUAAAUGUGGGUAAAUGUAGUUUAGGCAAAGUUAACCUUGAACCAGUACUGGUCAGCAGUUUUUCCAGCUAUGUCUGAGGGUGGCCCCGAUGCCCUUAGCAGGGGGCACUUCGUGACUUGUAUACGCAGUUGCUAAGUUGCAGUUCUUCACAAAGUGUUUUUGCUACAGCUUGUUGCUGUCUUAAGUUUAAUGCUGUGUUUCUCCCAACCAUCCCUCACUGUUUAUCUCAGGGCUAGAUAAAUAUUGGUCGGUAAGUAUUCCACUGAGUGGUUCAGUGUGACCUUGCCUGGUGGGGGGCAGCUCACAAGGUUGCCAUAGAUACCUCUUUCCUUGUGCUAAAGAAUUGCCCAGCUCCACUACCAACCUUGUAGGCACCAGCGCGCAAGCUUAUUUAUUGGUGAUCUGUUUAAACUUACAUUAACAUAAGAAAUAUGAAUAAUCACUAAUUUUAAUGUUGCUUUUUAGGUCGGGUGUUCAAUGGGUCUGGAAAAGCCAUCGAUAAGGGCCCUGCAGUUAUGGCAGAAGAUUUUUUGGACAUUCAAGGUAAAAUAUUACGACAAAUGGUUCAGAAGUUUUCCUUUGUUUCUGAUUAUUCUAAUGGCUCUAAGCACAAGGGAAAAUUAAAGUGAAGUUACUUUGAAAAUUAUUUUAAACCAGAGAAAGAUUGAUGGACAACUUUUAAAAUGUUGUAUUGUGUGUUGUAUUUUGAAGGCAGGUUUGUAAUUUUUCAUUUCCUUUGUCUCUGGCUCCGUUAUGAAAAAUGUUAAAUCUGAGAAUCAGGAAAAUAAACAUGUUUGGAAAAUUUUAAACCAAAGAGGAACUUGAAUCACAGCCGGUAUCAUGGCAUGUAAUGGAUUGUGUGGAAUUUGAGUGUGAUAUUGGGUCUUUUGUUUAGGUCAGCCAAUCAAUCCAUGGUCCAGGAUUUAUCCAGAGGAAAUGAUUCAGACUGGCAUUUCUGCAAUUGACACCAUGAACAGGUCAGAGCUAUAAAUAACAAUAUUAACAAGCUUCUACUGCAGUUUAGAUCGCUUGUUUUGAUAUAGGAGUUUUUGGCUCUUUUUAUCCUUGACAGUUUAUACCAUAUACAUGUACCAAUGCAUCUGUUUUGCAAUUCAAUACUUUAUGGUCUGAUAGAAAGAGGUUUUUCAAAGUUUCAAUUUACUUGGCAAGAAUAAGUACUAAUUGAGGGCCCGGCUUCAACGUUCUUUACUGGAGACAGGAAAUUAUGCCACUUAAUUUUACAUGGUCCUCCAGCUACAUGAAGGCGAAGCCUUUUACAAGGCAAAGGCUGCACAUUCUUCCUGAGGUAUUUUAAGGCCACAAGUAUUGGUCCAGCCUUUGGUAUCAAUACUGCAACCUUCUGAUGAUCAAUACACCAGUGCUCCAUGUCUGGAGUUAUGUAUCUUUACAUUCAGAGAACUGUUCGUAAGCUAAAUCUAGUGAUUCACUAUUUAUUCUCGAUACAUUUUUACCUGUAAAAAUUUUUUUGUCAUGUUUCUCCUGAUCUGGUAAAUUAAAUGUUUAUUGUUAUUUUAAUUUAAUCGUAUUAGACAGGAAAAAUAUUCUACACAAGGAGGUAACAUUACAAGUAAUAUUGUAUUUUGUUUUUCUCAGCAUUGCCCGUGGCCAGAAGAUACCUAUUUUCUCAGCAGCUGGUCUUCCUCACAACGAUGUAAGCCUAGCAUCAUAGUUAUUUUUGCCAUUAUAUUGCAUGCAUGCACACUGGAAACAUUUUUUUAACUUUGAUCCCUUAACAGCUUUAAUCAACUGAAUGAGUUACAUACAUACAUACAUACAUACUUUAUUGGCUCGUCCCCACGGGGCUUUUCAGAGUCAAUUUUACAUUACAAAAUUAUAAACCAAGUACAUGACAAUAAGAAUAUAACAAUGAUAAAAGAAGACAAAGGUCAAUAAAAUUAAUUAAAUUAAUUAAAUAAAGCAGUCAUUAAGAAGCUUUUGCCUGAGUGAACACUUGAAUUCCGUCACGGAUGGGCUAAGUUUGAGUGCAGGCUGCAACUCAUUCCAGUGAGAGGUUGCUCUAUAUUGAAAGGUCCUUUGGCCGCUGGCAGUGCGGAAGAGUGGUAUGUUCAAAAGUUGAGAAUUUCUCGUGUUCCUUGUCGAGACGGCGGAUCUUCCAACGAGCUUUGAUGUCAAAUACUCCGGAGCACAACUCGUCAUGCACUUAAAAACCAGAACAGCAAAACGAAAAUAAAGUUGUUGCCUGAUUGGUAGCCAGCGCAAGUCUUUUAGCAAAGGAGUUAUGUGAUCGAAUUUUUUAGCGCCGCUCAAAAUACGACAAGCGAAAUUCUGUACUGCUUGGAGCUUGUCCAGAUUAGUUUGAGUAGUAUUGCUCCAAACAGAAGAGCAAUAGAAUAAUUUACUAAAUACUAAGGCAUUUAUAAUAAUAAUUAGCGCGUGUUUAUUAAAAAUAUGCUUAACGCGGUUAAUUUGGCCCAAACGUGACAUGCAUGAGGAUACAGUAGAAACAAUAUGCUCAUUAUAUGUUAAGUUAGAGUCCAGUGUGACACCAAGGUCUCUUGCAGCCUUAACGGGCUUGAGUUCCUUCCCCAAUAGAAAUAGCCUAAAGUCGCUAACCUUAGCAGUCAUUUGCCGGCUGCCGAAUAUCACUAGUUUUGUUUUAUCUGGGUUGAGUAAAAGCUGAUUAUCAAAGCACCAAUUCCUAAUGCUUAACAAGUCAUUGUUCAUCCAAAAGAGAGAAACGUACACUAAAAGGUGACGGCUAUAAAGAGAAAACUAUUUGAUCGCAGAAAAUAUAUGCAUGAAGAACAAAAAGGGGGAAGAAAGAUGUUGAAUCACAUAAUGACCAACUACAUCAAAUUUGUUUUCUGACUGUUGUGAUUUCUUUGUACGUGUAUUUCGCAUUAGAUUGCUGCCCAGAUCUGUAGACAAGCUGGUUUGGUGAAGUUUAAGAAGGGAGUCAUGGAUGACCACAGUGAUAACUUUGCUAUUGUCUUUGCAGCUAUGGGAGUGAGUUCACUAAUCAUUGCAUAGAUAUUAUUCUUAUGUAGAUUGUGUAUGAAAUGUCUGGUGUUAAAUAUGCCAAAUUUUGGUGUAUUUUUUAACAAAUAUCUAUUUAUUAACAAUUAUUGGACAGAGUUGAGGAAAAUAUUGUGAUUUGUUACUGGCUAGCAGAUCAAUAUAUGCCGCAGCUGAAGGCUGAGGAAAAUAGUUGAUCUGUGAGACACUGACGAAUCACAAUAUUUUGUGAGUUUGUUUUUUAAUAAUAUUAUUAUUUGCAAAGCGAUCUGCCAUUUUCACGAAACAGCGACUGCAAGAAGGAGAAAAGCGUGGUUUCAUUUACGUAUGAGCAGAAUGUUAUUUGCAGCCAAACACAGUUGGACAACAUUAAGCAUGAGCAGACCAUUAUUAAAUUGUAGGCAGCUAUCUGCAGGUCACAUUAUGUGCUCUCAGCCAGUGAAAAACGAAGAAAAAUUUGCAUUGAAUGGUCAUUACCUUUGACUACAAAAAAACUCCAGCUUAGAGCCCAGAAAUCUGGUUGAUGGAUGUUUUCUUUGUUUUGAAUUCAUUCAUCUUUGUUAAGUAAGUACAUUACCUUUGUUCUUUUGAUUAGGUAAACAUGGAAACUGCUCGAUUCUUCAAGCAGGACUUCGAGGAAAAUGGUUCUAUGGAAAAUGUGUGCUUGUUUUUAAAUCUUGCCAAUGAUCCAACGUAAGACAUUUUCUUAAUUCUUUCAGAUUUGACACUUUGAAUUUUAUGUUUAACCCUUUAAGUCCCAAUAUCCACAUACAAAUUCUCCAAACUGAUCUCUAUAUGUUUCUUUAAAGGAUGAGUUGAGAGAAUUUGAUAAAAGAUCAAAUCAUUUUCUCUUAGGUGAUCAAUUUAUUAAAUUCUCAUAACCUAAUCUCUUGACAAUCUAUGUAUAUCGCUAUGAGAAAAUUGAUGUUGGUCACUGUUGGGAAUUAAAGGGUUAAGAGAUGUUGAAUCACUCGCAUUUUAAUCCCAUUAGUCAGGGCUUGAAGAAAAAAAAGCAAAAAAAAACUUGAAUUCCAGCUUGUCCUUUUUUUAAAUAGACAAGCAGCUUUGUAAAUGUUGGAUGUGAUUCAAUAGCAUCCUUCAUGCUAUUUUUAUUUCCUUUUUUUUUUUGUACAAUUGUACCAUAAAUGAGGAUGAACCAAAAGAAAGAAAUUUCACUAUUCCUGAGUUUAUUAUUGUUCCUUUCUAUUGAUUUUUCUCAAUAGUAUUGAACGUAUCAUUACUCCACGUCUGGCACUGACCACAGCAGAAUUCCUUGCUUAUCAGUGUGAAAACCAUGUGCUGGUUAUUCUUACAGACAUGAGCUCUUACGCUGAGGCCUUGCGAGAGGUGAGCUGGUGGAAAGUUUAAAAGAGUGUUGAUUAAGCAAAACUUUCUAGUAAUUUUUUAGAAACUGAUCAUUCCGGUCUAGUGAUCAGGAGCUGAUUUCUUCCUGCAUAAUCAUUAGAAUUAAGCAUAUGUUGUUCCUAGUUUUAUUAUUUCUUCCUACAAGGGACCUUAUUCGUGAUAUCUGCCAUCUUUGCACUAGCCUGCGAGCAAGCUCUCCUAUUUGGGCGAGUGAAACGAGUCUCGCGAGAACGGCUGUCACGUCAGGCGGUUGUCACUUUUUUAAUCUGCGGCACGUUUACGGUGACAGUUUUCACGCUUUGCCGAGUCCCGGGGUUUCCGGGGUGGAAAUGAAAAUUUAUGAGAGAUCGUUGCAAGCUCUCCUUUCUUCGGCCCCUCGCUCGCGCGUUCUCGCGAGGCUCGCUUCGCUUGCCCAAAUAGGAGAGCUUGCUCCCAGGCUAUUUUUGCACAUGUGCAAGGAGCUAUGUCAUGUCACGCUAUUUCAUGGAUUGAAACUUGAAAAACUGGACCAACUUUUUAAAGUUCUAAUUCUAUCCUUAAAAAAUUCAUUUUUAGAGAUAUCAAAACAACAGUGAAUUUACCCGCCGGUUAAAAAAAAAGUUGCCAUUGUAGGGAAGUUGCCGUUAGUAGAGGACUUAAGGUUUUCCUUGAUCAUUUGACCUUUAUUUUGAUGAGCUAAGGUGCGUUGUUUAUGGUAAUGUAGGUAUCUGCUGCUCGUGAGGAGGUUCCAGGCCGUCGUGGUUUUCCAGGUUACAUGUACACUGAUUUGGCCACAAUUUACGAGGUAAAGUCUAUUGUUUAAUGUUGUUACUAUCCCCCAACAUUUUCCAGAUCCAAAAUUUCAGAAAAAUCACGAUUUCUUUUGCAAAAUUUUCAUUGCAAAAGGCAAAUAGUACCGUGCAAGAGUGGUAUCGAACAAGUUUCACUUAAAUCAUCGCACCGUAAUGAUGGGAAUCUGAGUGCUUGAUUCAGUGUAAGAGUAGAGUGGGACUGGUUAGCAGGGUAUCUCCCCACGGAAUUUGUUUAGUUGAACUGCAUCACGCUUUUCUGUAGUCAGUCCCACGCAACCGUUUUUGUCUCGUCAUGAAAGGCUCCUUUUCUGAAGUUGAUUCCGAAUUAAAAAGGCAACAUUCUGCCAAAAUUUACAGUAUUAAAGUGUAAGGUCCACUGAGUCUUCCUCUUUCCGGAAUACUACUGUCAAUUUAUUCGUCCUUUAUUUAUUUUUGGCGUGUUUCCAGAUGAACUUUUAUGCAUUGACAGGCUUUUGGUUAUUCGAUCGGAAGUUUACUCUUGUUCAUAGUAUCACCGAUGACGUUAGCCACAAGUUCCUUUUUACCAUCGAACCUUAUACCUUGUAUAUUUGUCAAAUGUAGAUUUACAUCUUUUGUAUUAAACGAACGAUAAUUCUGAUCAUUUUAUAGCGUGCUGGACGCGUGGAGGGAAGAAAUGGUUCCAUUACUCAAAUCCCGAUUUUAACUAUGCCCAACGAUGGUAAGAAAUUAUUGUUUUACGUUGCAUUGCUCAGAAUCAAGUUGGCUGACCGCAGUUGCAGUGGCAGUAGUUGUUGAUUCCAGAGUGUUCGGUUUUCGUUUCCAGCACUUCGUUGUCUGUGCUUACAUAUGUUAUAACCAACUUCCUUUACCGUAUUGUAAACACCUUUGGAACCGUGAUUAAGUACCCAUAAUAGCGAGAGUUUCUCUCAGCCUUUCACCUGAUAAAAAUUACACAUCGGACAAAAUUUUUGGGUAUUCGUCAAGAAAUGAGCGCGUUUCUCGGGGAUCGUACACCCGUGUCCUCUCCCUCCCGGGAAUCGGAUAUUCGUCUUUUAAGUUAUUUUUUCAACGUGUCGCCUCAUGUAAGAGAUUCUGGAAUCCGGGAUAUUUUUGCUUGUGGGGUUCGGAAUCCGGGGAGAUUUGAGUUGGGGAAUCAGGAAUCCUGCGCUUUGGGAUCUGGAAUUCAGGUCAAGGAUUCCGGAAUCCCACUAACGAUUGGAACCCAGAAUCUAAAUUACAGCGACAAAGACUGGAAUCCAGUAACUGGAAUCCGAAAUCCACGGCGUGGAAUCCAGAAUCCAAGACUGUCUUGGAUUCCCUUACAUGGGGCGAAACGUGGCCGACACUCCUCCGGUAGAAAGGUCUACUACUACUGGACAAACCGUCAUCUUACAAUCAUGUAUCAGUCUAUAGUUUGAACUAAUCUAUAAUUUCGUGUUUUUUAUUUUUUAGAUAUCACCCAUCCUAUCCCAGAUUUAACAGGAUACAUUACAGAAGGACAGAUCUACGUCGAUCGUCAGCUACACAACAGACAGGUAUAAUAAUUUUGUAACGUUUCGCCCGAAAGUCGAUUCGCUCGAUGACAUACAACACUCUAUACAACAUGGUGAACCUACUUCUCCGAGAUGUUAUUUUGGUUAACCUUGGAUUCCUUUUUCUCAGGCUUAAACGACCCGUUACCGUAACAGUACCUACGACCGCACCGUUUAGUUUGAAUUGAUAUGGUUGACUAGAAAAGGGCCUGUUUAAAAUUGACUUGGAAUCUGGCGUGCAAUAAGGUUGAAAAAAUAAUGAUGAAAAAAAAGUCGUCAAGUGGUGAAUUGGCCACGGUAAAGAUUGAGUUUCAGAAGCUGUGGUUUAGAGUGCCGCAACGUCGGAGAAAACCUGUUGAGACAGGUUUCAAAAAUACCGAUUUUUUCGUGUCAUCCUGGCAAAAAUGGAAACCGUCACCAAAUGAAUACCCCGUUUCCCUCCUCCCCUUAUCCAACGUUGUUUAAGGUAACACAGGAAUUAUGCAGGUUGGUUUUUACACCAAAACAACUUUGAAUAGGGGGUGGGGAGGAAGCUUACUUUGUCUGUUUAGAGUAGAUGGUACUGUACCGCCAAAGUUAGAAAAGAGAUGGAACUGUCACAACAGUUUUGUCUGAGGUUGAAGUUCUUCGUAGUCGCAAGCUCGAGGAAUCUACUAAUUAAAACAAUUUUAUUUGCGUAAAAAUAGACGGUAAAAAUAAAGGAUUGGUGCGAAAAGGGUGCCAACAGAGAAGAACUGAAUCCUCAUACGCUGUUGACUCCCUCGAAUUGUGGGUUGUGUCGGGUACAGGGUGUAUGAUAGCAGUCUUGUGGAGCUACGCUAUAAGUGGUGCGAUGGAAGGGUGAAAAGCGGCGGCAAAUGUCUCAAGCGAAUUAACUUUGUCGUGUACAAGCUGCAACGAUUUUGUAAUUCGUUCAAUAAACAUAGACUGAGUGACUAAGUGAAAAUUUCUCCUAGGUGUAUCCACCAAUCAACGUGCUACCUUCCUUGUCUCGAUUGAUGAAGUCUGCUAUUGGUGAAGGCAUGACAAGAAAAGAUCACGCUGAUGUCUCUAACCAACUGGUAUGAAUAAUGUUUCGACAAUAACAGUCUAAACAUUGGAAUUUUUAAAUGAAACUUUUACCAAACUGAAUUCAGCAUCCAUUUACCGUAAUUUUGUGUUUUCAGUUUAUAUCUUGCUCAAAGUUCUUGGCUAUUUUUUACUUUUCUCUGUCUGAGAUAAUGGUGUUUGUGUGAAAAAAUGUGAGCAAAAAUUCUAGAGGUUUUGUUGUUCCUUAUUUCAAGAGUAACCACUCUUCGUAUCUUAUUGUUAAAGGCAGAAUAUACAAGCCAGAAAUCACUAUAGUUUAACUCGCAGACGAAGAAUGAAUUUUCAGACGUUUAACAUAUUUUGGCCAGCCUUUAUCAUGAAGAAACAUGACGUAGUCUAGAAAUAAUAUUUGCGUGAAAUUUCCCACUUCAUGAACAGAUAGAUACGUGCAGGCUGAACAAAACGGUUCGAAAACUGGAAAGUCGUGAAAUUACAAAUUUCUUUUCCCAGGCCUGGAAAGUCAUGGAAUUCUGUUGUCGGCCAUGAAAAGUCAUGGAAAAGUAAAAUUAUGCUUGGUAGCUUAUAGUCACUGUUCAUGUGAAAGCAAGGAAAUAUAAUUAACAAGACAAGGACGAGUAAUGGGCCAAUUGCACGAUUAUGACGUCCUUUUACUACCAACACCAGAAUUCAUUUCGUUUUUCCUUUAUAUUUAAAUUUGGUAGUCCCAGUGAGAUUUAAAUAACAAAGGUCUUAAUUUGCACAAGAAAGCAAUACCCUGAAGGAUUCUGAAGCCUUCGUUCAAAUGGACUAUGAAAUGGCGCAAACGCCACGCAUUUGAACUGAGUUAUGCGAAUAAAAAAACCCAAAACAUAAUUUUGAAAAUUUACAACUAGACGUAAGGUCAUGGAAAGCUUAAGAGGGUAUAGAAAAAGGCUUGGAAAAGUCAUGGAAUUUGAAGAGCUUAAAAGAUAAGAGUACGAACCCUGACCAAAACUAACUGUUUUAUUGUACUUUCAGUAUGCUAACUAUGCCAUCGGCAAAGAUGUACAGGCCAUGAAAGCUGUGGUCGGAGAAGAGGCUCUCACCUCUGAAGACUUGUUGUAUUUAGAGUUUCUGUCAAAGUUCGAAAAGAAUUUUAUUUCACAAGGUAAUGCAGCAGUCACUCGUACCAUCAAACCCAUCAAUUUCAGCGGCGAGCAAGCUCCAAGUUCGAUAGCCUGAGAAAAACGCGGCCGCUAUUUCGCGACGCUGCCACUGGUUUCUCUGCGAAAUGACGUCUGAGAAAGGAGCGUAGAAAUUCCAUACUGAUGACGCGUCACUUCCCAGAUCUGGUUAGUGCUUCUGAUUGGUUGAAGCAAACUUUCUGCCAAUAAGAAACAUUACCCAGAUCUGGAUAGUGUUGCGUCAUCAGUAUUGAAUUUCUGCGCCCUUUUCUCAGACGUCAUUUCGCGGGAAACCAGUGGUGGCGUCGCGAAAUAACGGCUGUUUUCUCAGGCUACAAGUUCGGGGGGUAGAUGAGGGGAGGGCAUAAUAACCUCCUGUCCUCUCCCCUCGUUAGAAGUCGAAAAUCACAAUAUGCGUGGCAGACGACCGUAGAGACACGAGCACGGGACCUGUAAUGCAGAGAACCCAAAAGAGUAUUUGCUCCACCUCCAGUCUUGACUCAGAAAUAUACAAUUUUUAUUGGACUUCGUCUUUCUUGUCAGAAAUAUUUAGUUCUGGUGCUAUGGUAAAAGCGAGAACUGAUGUACGAAACUACACGAGUUAACGUCGGGAAUCUGGAUUUUAAGGCUAGCUCUUUCCCCGAGACGAAAACAAUACCGGUUAGGGCUUCUGUUCACAGAAAAGAACGGUGAUUUCGGCGCGAUUUCUGUAACGGCGCGAAGCAUACGCUGCGCUCAGGAUCGUCAUUUUUCGGAAAGGGUUCUGUACCACUCUUUGGUACAGUGUGAACAGGUUUUCGGAGACAUUGGUUGUUUACCAUUUACAAAAAGUUUUCGGAAAAUCCGGUUGUAAAGUAAAUGAAACACCACUUUUUAGGUCUUUCCAGCGGAAAGUGUCUGGGAGCAACAAACAUCUGAAAAGGUAGUCCUGUUAUUCAGGACGGAAUAUUCCAAACGGAAAUUUCGUGUCCCAUUUCUUCAAAGCCAUCUUUGAUACCAUUUUCAGGCCUUUGCGGUCGUUUUUCGGAAAAUGGAACUUAUUGGUACAAAUGGUCAAUGCGAUUCCGGGACAAAAAUUAUCAGUCCUGAAUUUUGCGUACCAUUUGCCCACACUGUGAACCGACCGGUUUGUCCACGUAAAUGGUAAACAACCAUAGCCUAAGUGUCAGGUCCUUGGCCGUCCGGUUUAAAAAAUUGAAUACACUUCUUAGACUAUGUGUUGUUGGUUAUAAAAGGCAAGAUCCUUAACAUAUUACAUGUUUUUUGUCUCUUUUUUGCAGGCACAUACGAAAACCGUUCUGUAUUUGACUCACUCGACAUCGGCUGGUCCCUGCUACGAAUUUUCCCCAAAGAGAUGUUGAAGCGUAUCCCCCAGUCUAUUUUAGCAGAGUACUAUCCAAGGGACGCAAGAGGAGGAGCCAGCUAGAUCAUUUAAUAUACAAUUAAUUAAUGAUUCUUUUUGAAAUUUAAAGAGACAAGUUCCAGUGAUUUAUGUUCAGAAUGUUAAUCGGCAAGUUGAACCAAGGCGUGCUCACGUCCGUCAAAACCAAACAAAAUGAGUUAUGUGCAGGCUACACUAUGAAGCGUCGGGAUUUUGAACCGGUCUCUCGCUUAUUGGGCGAUAGAAACUGAGAAAACUUCCCUGCCCCAUCGCUUUGGUUAUCUUCGCCCCUUCUCUGCACACGGAUCAGAAAACGUGAAGAAUGGCCACAUAAUUCAUCUCGUGAAAUGAUUAAUUUCUUAUGUCAAAAUGUUUCAAUUAUAGUAUUAAAUAUGUAAUCGAAAGUUCGUAGAACGGCUGAUCAGACCUCUGAUCAGAGAAUAUGUUACUUCAAUCUGUGAGCUGAUUGUAGGCCUCUGGGCUUCUGCAGGAAACAGAGCGACAGUACUUUCCUGCUUUGUGCGUUUAGACAGAAAUUUGGCAAUGAUGUAGUAUAAUCGCAGCUAAAUGACAAAAUAAACUUGUAGACUGUCACCCUGAGU